AUGUGGAAGGUGAAGGUCACUGUGUUUGCCCCUCUCCGCUUUAAACUUGGAGAAUUUGUGGAACGUGCGUCUCAAUACAUCCCAAGUUUAUAAUUCCCCUCAUUGCUGUUGGUUAGUUUCACCAACUACCUCAUGAUGAGGAAUGAUGACUGUUUGGAGAUGUCGGACAGUACAAAUAAAGCUGAGCACUUUUCUCAGUUUUUUCAAUCCGUUUUCACAAGAGAAGCAGACUUUAUUCCAUCUAGUUCUGAGAACAUGGAAGAUCCCACCAUCGAAAAUAUUGUGUUUCGAGAUGAAGCGAUUUUGGGAAAACUAAAAAGCUUGAAGGAAUGUAAAAUAUCCCGGUCCGGACGAGAUUCCAGCAAAGCUGCUCUUUGAGCUCGCCCGAUAGCUGGCCAAACCACUAUCCUUUCUGUGCCAGAGAUCGUUUGAUGCUGGAAUCCUUCCCACAGACUGGAAGACGGCCCACAUUACACCCCUUUACAAAAGCGGUAGUGUGCUCUUGCGACAAACUACAAACCCGUCAGUCUGCUGCAAAGUGAUGGAGAAAACCAUAAAAAAGGAGUUGAUGGCUAAUCUGGAAACCCACAACCUCUUGUCCAAUGCACAAUACGGUUUCCGUAGAGGAAGAUCAUGUGUAACGAACUUGCUAUAUACAAUGCAAAGUUGGUCAAGAGCACUGGACACAAAACACACUGUGCAUGUGGCCUAUAUUGAUUUCCGGAAGGCGUUCGACAGUGCCCCGCACCAGCGUUUUUUGUACAAGUUGAGAGUAAUGCGCAUCGGCGGCAAACUUCUCAAAUGGAUUGGGAAUUGCCUCGUCGGCCGUUACCAAUUUGUCUGCGUGGAAAGACAGCAAUCAAGACGCACAUUCAUAGAGAGUGGAGUCCCACAAGGCUCAGUGCUCGAACCAACCCUCUUUCUCUUGUUCAUUAAUGAUUGUGUAGAUGCGUUGGACUGUGAUAGUGCCAUGUUUGCGGAUGACAUAAAAAUCUGGAAAGUCAUCCAGAAUGCUGCCGAUGAAACCAACUUCCAAGAAAAUCUUUGUCGAUUGGACGAGUGGUCCUGCAGAUGGCUCUUGUCCUUCAAUUUGAACAAAUGUACCAUACUGCGCCUCGGAAAUCAGACCUGUAGUACGUGGAAAUACCAUCUGAACGGAAUGCCACUCCGAGAAGCAGAAAUGCAGAAAGAUCUCGGAGUCUGGGUUGCAGACAGCCUAAAGCCUUCUAAACAAUGUUGUAAGGCGGCCAAGACCGCAACUUCAAUGCUAUAUGCCAUCAAGCGGGCAUUCGCGGUUUUCGAUGAGACUGCUUCUCCAAAGUCUUCGGCACGUUUUUAAGAUCGCAUUUCGAGUAUACAAUCCGGGCCUGAAGACCGUGGAUGCAGCAAGAUUGCAGUUUACUAGAAAGGGUGCAGAGGCGAGCAACAAAAUUAAUAAGAGGUCACUGUGCAUUGCCAUACGAGAUCCGCUUAACUAACCUUAAACUCUAUCCUCUGAGUUAUAGGCAGUUGCGCGGAAACUUGAUACAAACUUUCCGUAUCGUUCGUGUCUUGGACUGCGCCCUUCGGUCUGAUGACUUUUUCCAACUCGCCACAACAACUAACCUCCGGGGACAUCCCUUCAAGCUGUGUGCCCCAGGGUAGAUUGAAUGUGAGAAAAUAUUUCUUCUUAAAGCGUGUCGUGGAACCGUGGAAUAACCGGCCCGAGACGACUGUUAUGUCUCAAUCUGUGGAGACAUUUAAAUGUCGGCUUGAGAGACCUAUGCUGCAGCAACAAGCGGACUAUGUGACUUUCUAGCCAUGAGACCAGUAACAUAUGUGAAUCAAUGUCUGCUGUAAUUUCUUCACAUUUUUGCCUCUUUAUCGAUUUUUUAUGUACAAAUAGGGAGUUGAAAGGCGUAAGUCUAUUUCCCUCACAUACACUGACUGACUGAUCAUAUUGCUUAACAGCCUCAAAAGCCGGCGGUGGACGAUGCGCAUACUUUUGCAGGAAGAUACGAAGUAACCUGAAGAGUUGGCAGGGUGCGUUUUGCGGUCACAAAUAGCCUAGGCGGUUGGGCGAGUUUUAGAAAGCAGUCCAGAAGAAGAUGCGACCGCUGGAACAAGAAGCUUAUUAGCUUGACGUUUCGGAUCCUCGCUCAAAACCAUCAUCAGAAACAGUCGCAGGAGACGCAAGGAGCGCAGUUGCCGUGCGACCACAUUUGACGCUAGAAUGGCCUGCUAUUCGGCACCCGAAGCGUUAAUGGCCAUGGUGUCAUCACUGUUGUUGAUACCCGGCGUGAUAAGUCCUCCGCUGUUGGCCUCGCUGUUACUCGAACUGUUGGUUGCCCGCGCCCUCCCCGCGUGGCUAAUUAUUUUGUCCAGAUAGCAGAGAAUAUAGCAACGGUAGGGUGAAAGACCCCACUUAACUGUCGGUAGACUGGGGAUUGUGUCCUACGAGAAUGGUGGUAAUGGGAGUUUCAUGGGUAAGGCAGCGCGCCAGGCAGUAAGUUGACGAAAUGCAAUAAAAUACAGGAAUUUUCGCGACUUCUGCCAAAAUUCUUAUCGAGCGCUUUGGUAUGCCAUCGGAGAUGAACGUGUUAAUUAUGAAAAACGGAGCUUGAUUAAUGGUUGAGGUCUUGGGAAGUAAUUGUUGUUGACAGUGUAAAGUCUUCAACGGCCUGAAAAUGAAUGCCAAGAUACAACCCCAUAUGGAUCUAUCCACAGUCUACCUACAGUUAAGUGGUGGUAGAGGGACGCUCACCGAUCGUUCUUACGGAACCCACUUGUUCCGUUGUGCCUUACGAGCUCUCUCUCGAGCGCAACCAGCAGCCGCACAGCGGCGCAUGAUAUAGGCAGAAUAAUAUUACCGACAGUCUCCAGUCUCCCUUGUCUUUGUCGGUAAUAUCAGUCUGCUUAUUAGCCGUCGUCAGUCCGUCAUACCUAACCCCGAAGUGUGGAACACCUGGGGCUCGAUCCCGCGACCUGUUAAUUAGAAGUCCAACGCCUCUAACCACUGAGCCACGGGCUCGCCGUCCUGUCGGUUUAAGUGGUCAUUCACCCUAUCGUUGCAGAACUAGAGUGUAAAAAAUCAGUGCAAACUGUAUACAGUGGGAGGGCAUCCAGCAUGAGUUAAAUUGCAUUUGAAAUAUAUGAAGGUUUUGCUGGGUUUGAGGGUGUUCCUGUCCGGACAAGCUUGAGAAGAAGAAGAAGAAGAAGAAGAAGAAGAAGAAGAAGAUGAUGAUGAUGAUGAUGAUGAUGAUGAUGAUGAUGAUGAUGAUGAUGAUGAUGAUGAUGAUGAUGAUGAUGAUGCGAUCGUUGGGGAAAGAAGUUUAUUGGCCUAAUGUUUCGGAUUCCCACUCGAAAUCAUCAUCAAACAGCCACAGAAAGGAGUUUGAGUGGUACAAGAAGAGCAAUAUUUAUAGGAUACAUUCUCGCGGCAAUAAGUGGCCUACAAAAAUUGCCUGAAAUAAUUAGCAGUACCCACGUUCAUCUCUGAGGUCCGUCGAUAAUGGCUUGUUAGUCCGCAACCGAGUCUUUAAUUGCCUAAAUGUAAUCAUCACUAUGUCUUCUUGGUGUGAUAAUUACUCGACCGUCUGGCUCGCUGCCAUUUGAAUUUUCGGUCGCCCUCGCGCUCUCGGGUGGCUAAUUAUUUCGCCCAGGCAAGGUCUCGGCACGGGAUUAGCGACUCGGGUGUGGACUAAGAAGCCACCGAUGCAUCAAAUAUGACCCCAAAACAAUGAACGCAACUGUGAGUGUGGAUUUACAACUUCUUGCUCCAGCGAUCGCUUCUUCUGCCUCCUGCUCUGGUGUAUUUUCUGGUAAGAUCGCAAUUGGUAGCCAGACACUAUUCGUUGAUAUUGCCGACGUAUGUACUUGUUAUCAAUAGGUGCUCAGAAGUAACCGUCUGAGACGCUGAUGUGCUCAUAAAGGAUUACACGAAUCUGUAUUCAUAUGACAGAUUUUGUUUUUGAUGAAGCUGAAAAAGUGCAUUAGAGUGGGUCACCAUGCCAAGUUUUUCACUGUUGUGUCCCUAUAAAUUAUUCAAAAUCUGCCAAAACAUCUAUAAACUUUUUACCUUUUGCAUUGUCAGAGUUGCGAAGGAUUAAGAUAAAUAGGAUUUCGCUUGACUUAGCAGAAGCAAAAGCUUCGUCAUGGGAAUAAAAGACCGCAUGUUGACUGACCGGUCAGAGAUUAGGACACUUGAAGGGAAUUAGCAGAUGUAAUCAUAAGCAUACCAUUUAGCUUGUGUCAAGAGUAUUUUUCUUCCGUAAAAUUGCCGUAACUUUUUCGAGACGAUGCGGUUCGUCGAGUUUCAGAGCGCCCUCGCUGAAGACCUUGCAAUUUUCAACUUUCAGAAGAAGAAGAAGAGGAGGAGGAGGAGGAGGAAGAAGAAGAUGCGAUCACUGAAGCAAGAAGUUUAUUGACCUGA
This is a messenger RNA of Spirometra erinaceieuropaei, 4411 nucleotides long. The record is from the annotation of a GenBank genome assembly. NCBI's taxonomy places the organism in Eukaryota, Metazoa, Platyhelminthes, Cestoda, Diphyllobothriidea, Diphyllobothriidae.